AUGGAGGCCCGUAUGGUGGUGGGCCCCCCGCCCGCAGCUAGGAACCAAAGCCGAAAACAGGCUGCUCAGGGUAACAAAAACGCAUUCGAGGGAAUAGUCAUUUCGACUAGUGGGAAGAUUCCUGACUACAAGCACGAUGAUAUCCAGGCAAAGAUUGAAGCAUGCGGUGCCAAAUUCGAAAAGCUGAGAAUCAGUGAUUGCACGCACCUCAUUACCACAGCCGAGUGCUACCAUAGCAAGGACGUCCCUGCAAAAAUUACUCAGGCCCAGCAAACCCCCAACUGCAAGAUCGUCUCAUUGGAUUGGUUACUGGAGUCCAUCAAGGAGAAAAGACCUCUGGAUUCGAAAGGCUUUUUGAUCAGGGCUCUUGGUGGGAAGCGCUUAGUAUCAACGAGUACCACAUCCACGUCUAAAGCGAAUCUCAAACGCAAACGCAGUGCCGACUUGAGUCACAGCCAGCUAAAGUGCAAAAUGAAUGGCAAGCAUAGGGUCCUGGCUAAAAGGGACAUGCUUUCUGCCUUGGUUGACAGGGCAAGCCACCCAAAAGACAAGAUCAAAGGUCUUGCAGUAUGGAUUAACGAGAAUGAUGAGAUCCUUGAUGCCACAAUGCUAGAACCCAGUUCGAUGCUGCAAACUCCCACAAGGCCACCUGCAGCCACGAUCAAGAUCAUCCGUAUUCAAUUGAUCGCUGAUAUUGAGGGAGACAAGUACCAUACCUACAUUCGCGAGACCACAAUCUCUCGUCAAACGCCCAAGAGCCUCGGUUCUACCAGCAUACGCAGCAAAGUUACUUCCAAGGGGUUUGGCGAUAUUUCAAGCGCGAUUCGUCAGUUCGAAAUUGCUUUUGAGCAGCGGACUGGUCUAACUUGGAGUGCCCGUUCCACGAAGCCAAAACACUCAAAAGCGGUGUUCAUUCAUUUGAAAACCCAGGACAACCAGAAAAAACUCGACUCGGCAGUUUCUAAUGUUCUGAGUAAACUCGUGGCACCAGAAAAUUUGCCCACGAUCAAAGCUGAGUUGUUGAAGCCAUAUCCCAACCGGCUGUUGGGGAGAGAGGAAGGACUUGCCGAGCAUUUUCUACCCACAGCAAUUGGUCUGUUGGAUAAGAUUUCCGAGGCGCAGAUUCAAGCACAAGGUGGCAGUGAUGCUGAUAAAACCCUGGAAAGUAGCCUAACCCAGUGCUUCCUUGAGCUAUUUUGGCAAGAUGACGUACCUUUGCCUCACAAGAUCACAUCGAUCAGUGAGACACGCAGCCACAUCGAAGACCUGAGGAACAUCAGGGCAAUUGAAGACGCGUCAAACAAGAAAGGAAAACUGAAUGCUCCCGCGUUCCGUCAUAUCUUUGACUUGCUGCACCUUGCCGCAAUGAUUCCAGUGAGGGAACACACCGAUGAGUACAAGUUUCUUGCUGGGUAUUUUAGGCAGAGCUUUUUUGCAGGACCGGUCACGAUUUUGGAUAUCUUCCAAAUUGAACGACAAGGGGAGGCCCAACAAUUCUCUCGGAGUCGAAAGAGUUCGGAAAUCUCUUCAAGUCAUCGUCGUCUACUUUGGCAUGGCUCUCCCGUCUCGAACUUCCCGAGUAUCCUACGGCACGGCCUUCGCAUAGGCCCUAGUGAUGGAAUAUUCUUUGCGGACCUGGCCGGAAAGUCACUUAGCUACUGUUGCGCUUCGCCAGGACAACACGCCUUUAUGCUUUUAUCCGAGGUUGAGCUUGGUCAAACCAGCCCUUAUACCAUUGGUUAUACCUCUGCUGGAAAAGUCAAUUCUUAUUUUAUCGACGGCCAAUCUCAUGCAAAAUGGUGUGACGCAGGAUGCGUGCAUCCUGACUUGAAAGGUGUGCAAAUUCCUGAUAUGAACUCGAAUCAUGAUUAUCAGAGGCCCGGCAAAGAAUACAUCACAGUAAAUCCGGCCCAGGUACGCCAGCGAUACCUAUUCCACAUCAAGCCUAACUGA
This is a messenger RNA of Penicillium cataractarum, 1953 nucleotides long. RefSeq lists its product as uncharacterized. The record is from RefSeq and is a predicted model, not a curated record. The transcript is spliced from 6 exons. The coding region runs from base 1 to 1953 and encodes 650 amino acids. NCBI's taxonomy places the organism in Eukaryota, Fungi, Ascomycota, Eurotiomycetes, Eurotiales, Aspergillaceae. Gene Ontology annotation, molecular function: NAD+ poly-ADP-ribosyltransferase activity.